GAUGACGCGCCGCGCCCAGUGCGUGGGGAUUCCCGCGGCUGUGGCCACUACCCGGCCUGCCCCGCGGCAAGAUGGCGGUCUGAAGGCAGUGGGCAGCGGCAAAAACUUAGAUCAGCCUUUCCACGGUUCUUAUAGCAGCAUCUGCCCCAAUUUCAGCUGAAGACUCAGGGGCCCCAGGGACUGGAAGAAAUCACAGUGCCUACUUGGAAAGAAGAGGUAGCGACUUGCCCCAGCUCAACCCCAGAGCGGGAGCUAUCGGCUGGAGGAAGUGGAGGGGCUGUGGGAUGCGGAGAGCCACUGGCUGACUCUGGGACAGUGGAACAGACAGAGCUGCGGACAGGCUGACGCAGGUUGAGAAGCCCUCACCUCCCAGAAUGACCAGUGCGGCUCCUGCUAAGAAACCCUACCGCAAGGCACCACCUGAGCACCGGGAGCUGCGGUUGGAGGUUCCUGGCUCCCGACUGGAGCAGGAGGAGCCCCUGACUGACGCAGAGAGGAUGAAGCUUUUGCAGCAGGAGAAUGAGGAACUUCGCCGACGCCUGGCCUCGGCCACCAGGCGCACUGAGGCCCUGGAGCGUGAGUUGGAAAUUGGACAGGACUGUCUGGAGCUGGAGCUGGGCCAGAGCCGCGAGGAGCUGGACAAGUUUAAGGACAAGUUCCGCAGGCUGCAGAACAGCUACACGGCUUCCCAGAGGACCAACCAGGAGCUGGAGGACAAGCUGCACACGCUGAUCAAGAAGGCUGAGAUGGAUAGGAAGACGCUGGACUGGGAGAUCGUGGAGCUGACCAACAAGCUGCUGGACGCCAAGAACACCAUCAACAAGCUGGAGGAGCUCAAUGAGCGGUACCGGCUGGAUUGCAACCUCGCUGUGCAGCUCCUCAAGUGCAACAAGUCCCACUUCCGUAACCACAAGUUCGCUGAUCUGCCCUGUGAGCUACAGGACAUGGUUCGGAAGCAUCUGCGCAGUGGUCAGGAGGCUGCCAGCCUGGGCACUGCCCCCAGCCCGGCCCCGGGGGCUGUGGUUCCCACCUCGGUCAUUGCUCGAGUGUUGGAGAAGCCAGAGUCUCUUCUGCUCAAUUCAGCCCAGUCAGGCAGUGCUGGUUGCCCUCUGGCUGAGGACGUCUUUGUGCAUGUGGAUAUGAGUGGGGGUGACCUGGCCGGUCCUCCAGCCCCUGGCAGCCCAACCCCCCAACCCAAUGGGGAGUGCCGCUCUCUGGGCACUGCUGGGGGCUCCCCAGAGGAGGAGCCGCCCCUGCCAGCCUUUGAGAAGCUGAGCCCCUACCCAACCCCGUCUCCGCCGCACCCUCUGUAUUCUGGCCGCAAGGUGAUAGAGUUCUCUGAGGAUAAGGUGCGGAUACCCCGCAACAGCCCCCUGCCCAACUGCACGUAUGCCACCCGCCAGGCCAUCCCCAUGCCCAGCAGCCCUGCCUCAGCCCAGGCCUCACCCCAGCACCAGCCCAGCCCUGCCCCCCCGACACCCAGCGCCCCGGCCAGCUCUGCCAGCUCUGAGGAGGACCUGCUGGCCAGCUGGCAGCGGGCGUUUGUGGACCGCACUCCGCCCCCGGCUGCUGUGGCCCAGCGCACAGCCUUCGGACGUGAUGCGCUCCCUGAGCUGCAGCGCCACUUUGCUCUAGGCCCCGCUGACGGAGAUGAGGAGGUUCAGGCACCUUCUUCCCUACCUGGUGAAAGCGGGCUUUUACUGCCAACAGAAGCUGACCCUGGCUUUCCCAGGGAGGAGGAAGAGGAAGAGCUGAACCUGCCCGUCAGCCCCGAGGAAGAGCGCCAGAGCCUGCUGUCCGGUGACUGUGACACAGAAGAGGGGCCUGGCACUCCCCGCUCUGAGGGCAGGGCCUGGGCACUCCCCAGCUCCAGCCGCCCCCAGCGCAGCCCCAAGAGGAUGGGGGUGCACCACCUGCACCGCAAAGACAGCCUGACCCAGGCCCAGGAGCAGGGCAACCUGCUCAACUAGGGCCCUCUGCUUGGCUUUCUGCCACUGCUGCACUGGGGCUGCAGGGCGCCCCGACCUUUGCAGCUCAGGGUCCCCGCCCAGCCUCAGCCCUUGAACUCUGCUCCCUGUGCGAAUAGGGUCAGGCCACAGCAGGCCUUUCAGCUGCAGUGACUGUAACUGAUACCAGCUUGCCUCAUGGUUUUUCCUUUCUGGAAUAUUUAUUCUUCAAAGGUAACUUGCAGCUGGGCUCAUGACCUUUCUUCCCGUCAGCCCAAGUUGGUCUGUUCGGGGGAGCUGAGGGGUUUAUUACAUCAGUGUUUAUCCUCCAUCCUUUUUUCAUAUCCACCAGUUUUUUUCCCCCCCGGGGCGUGAGGCGUGGGUCAUUGGGAUUACUAACCUCUAAUUUCUAUUUUCACCUGUUUCCCUCUCCCCCCAAGUCCUCUGCACGAGCUGUUGCCUUCAAGGGACCUAGCACAGCAGGCCCUCAGGGGAUGAGGGAGAGGACUGACUCAGGGCUCUCCUCAGCUGUUUCCUUCCUCCCUCUGGAAGGGAGUGGAGGAUGGGAUUCAGGGGCCUCAAGCUGAGCUCUAGGAAGCCUGGCCCUGCUCCCAACCUUGGCUCUAGACUGUUACUCCCAGCUUUGGGAAAUUUUCACAUCAAUAACUAUUUUAAAAUUAAAUUAAACUAUUUUACUGGUAUGGCCUAA
Messenger RNA from Vicugna pacos (alpaca), 2655 nucleotides. Lineage: Eukaryota; Metazoa; Chordata; Mammalia; Artiodactyla; Camelidae. The record is from RefSeq and is a predicted model, not a curated record.